GUUAAAGUAACCAAAGACAACCUUACAUUACAUUCCAUAUUUGUAAAGAGAAAUUUAAUAAUCGACGACACUAAAUUUAAUCAAAUAAAAUGGAAUCAGAACGAUUUAUGUUAAAGUCUUUAAGGCAAGAUAUAACACAAAAUCAUUUACAACUGCGUGCAUUGAUACAGGAUAUCGGCGCAUGCGCUGGCACUCUGACUGAACUGCAAGGUUUAAACGGCGCGGGACGUUCAAAAAUAUCCGCGUUAAGGAAGUUCAUCGAUCAAUUUGGUGAUAUUGCCAAAGAAGCAAGGAAUACAGAAUUAUUAAAAGAAGUCGUGUCACAAAGAGAACAAUUAAAGAAAGCUAUGGACGAUUUUAAAAAGGCAAACAUAAAAUCAAUGCUAACAAUUGAAAAAAACAUGAAAGAGGAGUUAUUAAAAUCAAAUAAUGAAGAAACUAACAUAAGACAUCGCCAAAAAAGGGAUAAGGAGCAUUUGGUUAAGGUGACUUCAAGCGUAACCGAUCAAUUGAUGUCUAUUAGUCGAUUAUUAGCAGAUACGACUAAAAGGAGUGCUGAAACUUUAGAUACGUUAGUGAUUUCGUCUGAUAGUGUUACCGGAACACAAGAAGAGUUAAAAGUCACUGCUGGGUUUAUUGGUCAAUCUGGAAAGUUGUUAAAUAAAUUUGGAAGGAGGGAAUUUACUGAUAAAAUACUAAUGUUUAUUGCUUUUACAUUCUUUAUUGCUUGUGUAUUGUAUAUUGUACAGAAACGAAUGUUUUAAGCGUGUAAAUUAAAAUAAAUUAUUUUUUCCCUUUUUAAA
Messenger RNA from Onthophagus taurus, 803 nucleotides. RefSeq names its product vesicle transport protein Sec20 (gene Sec20). The record is from RefSeq and is a predicted model, not a curated record. Gene Ontology annotation, cellular component: SNARE complex; endoplasmic reticulum. NCBI's taxonomy places the organism in Eukaryota, Metazoa, Arthropoda, Insecta, Coleoptera, Scarabaeidae. Gene Ontology annotation, molecular function: SNAP receptor activity. Gene Ontology annotation, biological process: retrograde vesicle-mediated transport, Golgi to endoplasmic reticulum.